AUGGGCUCGUGCGUCUCGCGCUCGCCGGCGUCGUCGGCGGUGGCGGGGUCAGGGCGGUCAGUGGCCACCAAGACCGCGAAGGUGGUGGACGUAGACGGCUCCAUGGCGCAGUUCACGGCGCCCGUCACGGCGCGCGAGGCCCUGGAUAGUGUCCAAGAGCGCCGCCCACGCGCGUCGGUCUUCCUGUGCAGCUCCGACGAGCUCCGCUUCGACGUGCCCGCCCGCGCGCUUGCGGCAGACGAGGCGCUCCAGCCCGGGUGGCUCUACUUCGUGCUGCCCAUGUCCACGCUCCGCCGCUCACUCUCCGGUCCGGAGAUGGCCGCGCUCGCCGCCAGAGCAAGCUGGGCGCUGGCCUUCGCCAGCGGCGUUGCGUCACCCCCGCAGCGCAAGAACGGGGCCGGGGUGCCCGGCGCCAAAGGCAAGCGACGGAAGGCGGCGGCUCGUGUGUCGCCGCUAGUUGUCGCGGAUGAGAUCGCCGGAACAGACGGUGGAUCGGAUCAUCACCAUGUGUACGGCAAGUACGGCGGCGAUGAGCCAGCGGCGAAGGCGUGGAAGAGAAGUAGUUCAGGUGGAAGCCGCAGCAGCACUCGCCAUCUUCGCCGUGCAUCUGGCACCCCAACACUGAGCUCCAUUUUGGAGGCCGAUGAUUUCUGA
Molecule: messenger RNA, 654 nt
Organism: Triticum turgidum subsp. durum (durum wheat)
Lineage: Eukaryota; Viridiplantae; Streptophyta; Magnoliopsida; Poales; Poaceae
Source: the annotation of a GenBank genome assembly